This is a messenger RNA of Dichotomopilus funicola, 405 nucleotides long. RefSeq names its product histone H2A-like protein. The record is from RefSeq and is a predicted model, not a curated record. Gene Ontology annotation, cellular component: nucleosome; chromatin. The transcript is spliced from 3 exons. Gene Ontology annotation, biological process: heterochromatin formation. Gene Ontology annotation, molecular function: structural constituent of chromatin; protein heterodimerization activity; DNA binding. Lineage: Eukaryota; Fungi; Ascomycota; Sordariomycetes; Sordariales; Chaetomiaceae. The coding region runs from base 1 to 405 and encodes 134 amino acids.
AUGACUGGCGGCGGCAAGUCCGGUGGCAAGGCGAGCGGUUCCAAGAACGCGCAAUCCCGUUCUUCGAAGGCUGGUCUCGCGUUCCCUGUCGGCCGUGUUCACCGUCUUCUCCGCAAGGGUAACUACGCCCAGCGUGUCGGCGCGGGUGCCCCAGUUUACCUGGCCGCUGUUCUCGAAUAUCUCGCGGCCGAAAUUCUUGAGUUGGCUGGCAACGCCGCCCGCGACAACAAGAAGACCCGUAUCAUUCCUCGCCAUCUCCAGCUCGCCAUCAGGAACGAUGAGGAGUUGAAUAAGCUCCUGGGUCACGUCACCAUCGCCCAGGGUGGUGUGCUUCCCAACAUUCACCAGAACCUUCUGCCGAAGAAGACGGGCAAGACUGGCAAGAACUUGUCUCAGGAGCUUUGA